AAAUCAACUUCCAGCAGUAGAAAGAUUAGAAGAAAGCGAGCAGAGAAGGAAGAAAGUAGACAAAGAACUUUUAACCAAGUUCUUAGAGCUGAAAAAAACCCUAGCUACACGAGCUACAGACACCGCCUCUAAUGGAUCUGCAGCAGCUGAAAUUUUUAAAUAAAAUAUUUAAAACAUAUUUUCUAUUUUUAUUUAUUUUUGGUUAAAGUAGAUGUACCUAAGAUCUGAUAAUUUUAUUCCUUAAAGUAUAUAUUCAAUUAAGAAUACUCUGAACUUCAUGCCACGGGAUCUUUUACUUGGGGUUCCAAGGAAUACGAUAAAUAUUCUCAUUUCAGGAUGGCCAGUAAGUGGAUAAUAUUCCAUUAUAGUUCGUGACAUGCGUCCAAAACACAUAUUUUUGUUGUUUUCCUUGAUGAGACAUGAUUGAUGCCAAGUACGUAAGCACAUUGGUCACCCACUACCUUCAAAUAACUUCACGAGGCUUCUCAUGGUCGUUAUACAACGCCACAAGCCGAGCCUGUACUGCAACAACGUUUCUGUACAAGGGUGGCUCUACUCAAAUGGCUAGAAGUGAAGUGAUCAAUAAACAAGUAAUCUUCAAGGAUUUCGUUACUGGAAUGCCAGAGGAGUCCGACAUGUCAUUAAAAUAUAACAAACUAACCUUGCAACUGAGUGAUGUAUCACAAGAUGUUCUUGUAAAGAAUUUGUAUUUAUCAUGUGAUCCUUAUAUGCGAUUCCGCAUGGCAAAUAAUGUUCCCAACUCAGCCCCUUUUAUGCCUGGAUCUGUCAUAACUGGCUUUGGCAUCUCCAAGGUUAUCAUUUCAAAUCACCCUGAAUUUGAACAGGGUGAUUUUGUAUCGGGUUUUACUGGAUGGGAAGAAUACAGCAUUAUACCAGGCGGCAUCAACUUGAAAAAGAUCAAGUAUACGGAUGUACCUCUAUCAUAUUACUUGGGAGUUUUAGGAAUGCCUGGGCUCGCAGCAUAUGUUGGGUUUUAUGAAGUAAGCUCCCCUAAAAAAGGGGAAAGUGUUUAUAUCUCUGCAGCUGCUGGGGCUGUUGGUCAGCUUGUUGGCCAGUUUGCCAAGUUGCUUGGCUGUUACGUUGUUGGGAGUGCUGGCACCCAACAGAAGGUAGACUUAUUGAAAGAUAGGUUCGGUUUUGAUGAGGCAUUCAACUACAAAGAAGAAUCGGACUUAAAUGCUACUCUCAAGAGGUACCUUCCAAAUGGGAUUGAUAUCUACUUUGAGAAUGUGGGUGGUGAUAUCCUUGAAUCAGUUCUUGAAAAUAUGAAUGUUCAUGGACGUAUUGCUGUUUGUGGGAUGAUCUCACAAUAUAAUCUGGAGGAGGUAAAAGGUAUAAAGAAUCUAAGACAACUUAUAUCUAAGCGGAUAAAAAUGGAAGGUUUCUGUGAACCUGAUUAUUUGCAUAUGUACCCUGAGUUUGUUGAGAAAGUAAGAGGCUAUCUGAAAGAAGGAAAAAUAGUUUAUAUUGAAGAUACUGCAGAUGGUUUGGAGAAUGCACCAUCAGCGUUUGUCGGUCUCUUUCAUGGUAAAAACAUUGGAAAACAGAUUGUACACAUAUGUGACGAAUAAUGGAAAGGAAAUAUGGCUGUCUGAUGAGAGCAAUUAUCUGGUAUCAAGAAGUUUAAGCUAUAUAGUCUAGUGUAGACACAUUUGUUUUCAAGACUCCCAAUGUAACAUAUUUAUUCUAUGAUGAGGAUAAUGCCUGCUAAGGUCCCGUUUGUUGACAA
Messenger RNA from Cryptomeria japonica (Japanese cedar), 1750 nucleotides. RefSeq names its product 2-alkenal reductase (NADP(+)-dependent). The record is from RefSeq and is a predicted model, not a curated record. NCBI's taxonomy places the organism in Eukaryota, Viridiplantae, Streptophyta, Pinopsida, Cupressales, Cupressaceae. Gene Ontology annotation, molecular function: oxidoreductase activity, acting on the CH-CH group of donors, NAD or NADP as acceptor. The coding region runs from base 420 to 1592 and encodes 390 amino acids. The transcript is spliced from 6 exons.